Messenger RNA from Xiphias gladius (swordfish), 669 nucleotides. Its product is annotated as cytochrome c oxidase subunit 5A, mitochondrial-like. The record is from RefSeq and is a predicted model, not a curated record. Gene Ontology annotation, biological process: mitochondrial electron transport, cytochrome c to oxygen. The transcript is spliced from 5 exons. Bases 93 to 518 code for a protein of 141 amino acids. NCBI's taxonomy places the organism in Eukaryota, Metazoa, Chordata, Actinopteri, Istiophoriformes, Xiphiidae. Gene Ontology annotation, cellular component: mitochondrial inner membrane.
GUAUAGGAACGCGUACGUGACGGGCUAAGCUAGUUAGCGCUAGGGUCCUCCUGUCUAACCUCACCGGUUGGUGUAGCUGGCAGUCCCGCAUAAUGUUCAGAGCCGCCGUCCGACUCUCUGUCUCCGGUGUCCGGAGCUUAACCCGUACGCAGCCAGGGUGCCAAGCUCUUUUGGCCCCAAGGUGUUACUCACAUGGGAAGCAGGAGACAGACGAGGAGUUUGAUGCCCGCUGGGUCACCUAUUUCAACAAGUCAGACAUUGACGCUUGGGAGCUGAGAAAAGGGAUGAACACAUUGAUUGGUUACGAUCUGGUACCUGAGCCAAAGAUUCUAGAGGCAGCACUGAGAGCCUGUCGGAGAUUAAACGACUUGGCCAGUGCUAUCCGAAUUUUGGAAGCUGUGAAGCACAAAGCAGGACCUCAUAAAGAGAUCUACCCGUACCUGAUCCAGGAGCUACGGCCAAUAUUAGAUGAGCUUGGCAUCUCCACACCUGAAGAGCUCGGCAUUGACAAAGUGUAAAUGAAUAUCUGAGAGUGGAUAUCCCCAGCACACAGAACCCUUGUACUUAAAUGUUUGCCUCAUAUAAUACAUGUGAUAUUUAAUUUGGCCUUUAUUACGUUCUUUUGCUUGUAAAAUAUUGAUGAACCUAAUAAAGGAAAAUGUAUCUUUA